AUGACUUCUGAACUCUACUAUGAGGCCCUCCCUCCUCAAUUGAAACCCAAGCAUUACGAUGUUUCUGUGUACGAUUUGAACUUGGACAACGACACCUACAAGGGUGAAGUUGUGAUCGACUUGGACAUUGUGGAGGAGACAGACGAGUUGCACUUACACUACAGGGACUUGGAGAUUGGCGACAUCAAGGCUUCGGUCGGUGAAAAGACCAUUGAGGCCUCGGUGGCUUCUCAGGACCAGAAGGGUGAGUUUUUCGUGAUCAAGUUUGCGGAGAAGGUCGCUCCAGAGUCUGCUACGGUCCAGGUCUCUGUGAGUUUCACCGGUACCAUCCAGACCAACAUGGCUGGUAUGUAUAAGUCUUCUUAUAAGGAAGGCGGUGCUACCAAGUACAUGAUUCUGACCCAGUUUGAGGCUACGGACGCUCGUAGAGCCUUCCCAUGUAUGGACGAGCCAGCCUUGAAGGCUACGUUCGUGGUCCAUAUCACUUCUGAUAACAACUAUACCGUUUUGGGAAACACCCCAGUGGAAAAGGUUCAGGAGAAGGGUGACCAGAAGAUCACUUCGUUCCAGAAAACACCUGUCAUGUCGACUUAUCUUUUGGCUUGGGCUUUGGGUGAAUUCGAGUUCAUUGAAGGUUUCACCGACGAGACCUACUACAACGACAAACCUUUGCCUGUGAGAAUUUAUACUACCAAGGGAUACACUAAGGAUGCAGAGCUUGCUCUUUCCUUGGCUCCAAAGAUUGUGGACUACUUUUCCAAGAUCUUCGAGAUCAAAUACCCAUUGCCAAAGUUGGACCUUUUGGCUGUCCACGCUUUCUCUCACAAUGCCAUGGAGAACUGGGGUCUUAUCACUUAUAGAUCCACUGCUCUUUUGUACAACCCAAAGACCUCUGAUCCAGAGUACAAGCAAAAGGUGGCCUACGUUGUUGCUCACGAAAUCGCACAUCAAUGGUUCGGUAACUUGGUGACUAUGCAAUGGUGGGAUGAGCUUUGGCUCAAUGAGGGUUUUGCUACUUGGGUCGGUUACGCUGCUGUUGACUACUUGUUCCCUGAAUGGGACAUCUUCAGUGCAUUCGUUUCUACCUCGUUGCAAACCGCUCUUAAAUUGGAUGGCUUGAGAAACUCUCAUCCUAUCAAGGUGCCUGUGAAGAACGCCUUGCAAAUCGAUCAACUUUUCGACCAGAUCUCUUAUUUGAAGGGUGCAUCCACCAUUCUUAUGCUUUCUGCCUACUUGGGUACUGGCACUUUCCUCAAGGGUGUGGCUCACUACUUGAACGCUAACAAAUAUGGUAAUGCCACUUCGCUAGCUCUCUGGAAGAGUCUUUCAGAGACAUCCGGCCAGCCCGUUGAUAAAAUGAUGGAGUCAUGGAUCACUAAGAUCGGUUUCCCUAUUAUCAACGUCUCCCAAGAGAACGGAAACCUUGUGCUUAAACAGUCUAGAUUCUUGAAUGGUGGUGAUGUCAAGCCAGAGGAUGAUGAAACCAUCUGGUGGGUUCCACUCAACGCUUACGGUGACAAUGUUGAACAGUUGGGUAAGGAUUUUAUUGACCAAAAGGAAGAUGUUAUUGAGGGCUUCAAGGUAGAUGGAUUCUUCAAGCUCAACCAGGAUUCGCAAACCGUUGUAAGAGUUGACUACUCAAAGGAAAUUCUUCUGUCCCAUAUCUUGCCAUACUUUGAUAAGCUUUCCUCAAAAGACAAGGUCGGUGUAAUUGCUGAUGUUGCUUCCAUUGCUAUCUCAGGAAAUGAGCACACUAACACGAUAACAUUUUUGGAACUUGUUAAGUCUAUCGUACUCGAUAACGAUAAGAUUGGUGAGUCUUAUGUUGCUUGGUUGGAGCUUUGUUCUCGUUUGUCAACCGUGAAGACUACUUUUAGCGGUGAAGAUGAGGAACUUGGCAACAAGGUUACACAUUUCAUUCGCCAGGUCUACUCCAAGUUGGCCAUCAAAUUGCUCAGCGAGGAGGUGGAUGCCAAUGAUGUUCUCAAGACUAAGCUCAAAGCUCACAUCUUGAACAGUGCUGCUACAUACCAAGUUCCAGAGGUGAAACAGCUAGCUCACUCUUACUUUGGAAGCUGGAAACAGUCUAAAACUAUCGACCCUGCUUUGAGAUACUUCACAUUUUCUUCUGUCCUUGCGUCGCAGGAUGUUACUGAAGACGACGUUAAGGUUGUGUUGGAUGAGGUUAUCAAUCCUUCUGCUUUGGAUUCCAGAGAGGUUGCCUUGAGUGCCUUGGGUAACAUUUCUAGCAAGGGCCUUGCAAAGAAGAUUAUCGAGACCAUCAUCGACAUUAAUAUUGUCCCCGUUAUGGAUGCACACUUCUUGGCUGGUAACCUCUCCAAGAACACCGUGGUGAGAGAUCUCUUGUGGGAGUUCAUCAAGGAGAACUACUCUACGCUACACAAGUUGAUGUCCACCAACAUGGUUGUGUUAGACAGAUUUAUCAGAUUCACAUUGGGUAACUACCAGCUGGAAAGCAUGGCCGAAGACGUUGAAGCUUUCUUCAAGGACAAGGAUGUCAACGGAUUCGAAAGAUCCUUGUCUCAGGUGUUGGACUACAUCAGAAUCAAUGCUGCCUGGUUCAAGAGAGACCAUGCCCUCGUGAAGGAAUGGUUGACUACCAACAAUUUUUAA
Messenger RNA from Candidozyma haemuli, 2634 nucleotides. RefSeq names its product M1 family metallopeptidase. Gene Ontology annotation, biological process: peptide catabolic process; proteolysis. The coding region runs from base 1 to 2634 and encodes 877 amino acids. The transcript has a single exon. The record is from RefSeq and is a predicted model, not a curated record. NCBI's taxonomy places the organism in Eukaryota, Fungi, Ascomycota, Pichiomycetes, Serinales, Metschnikowiaceae. Gene Ontology annotation, cellular component: cytoplasm. Gene Ontology annotation, molecular function: metalloaminopeptidase activity; peptide binding; zinc ion binding.